AGGCAUGAAGCUUUGUCCUCGGAUUGGGGAGGCAGCAGCACGAGCGCGCGUUCGCCGUGCUAAGAGUUUGGAGGCAGCCAAACGAUGUCAAAGUGAAGCAGAGGCCGAAGCGCGAGCUGCUGCAAGAGCUGAAGCUGCAGCUGCCAUUGCAGCGCAUCGAAAACGUGCUGCACGACGGGCCGCGUCUGAAAAGAGGGCACGGCGCUGUGCAAUGAGACAGGAAGAGGAGCUUCACUCCUUGGCUGCUAUGCGGCGCGAAGAGCAGCGGUGCAUGGGCCUUCGGUAUGCGAAAAGCGCGAACCGAAGAGUGGAGAGCGAGCGCAUACGUCGAGAGGACCUUACGAGAAAGGUUUUGGCUUCGCUCCAUGCAGAGCAAGCUGCUCGUCGGGAGGCAGAACUUCGGAAGGGCCAGGAGCUGCAACAAAGAUGUCAGGAUGCGGACUUUGCGCAUUGCAAAGCACUCGUUGAAAGCCGAAGAAGGAGGACCUACGCUUUUCGUUUCUUUUUUGAGGGGGGUAGGCCGCUAGCAGAGGUAGGAAGUAGCUAGUAGGGAGGGGUCGCUAGUAGCUACACGUAAGAUACUAGUAACUGGACGCAGGAUAGCGCUCGCACUAAUGAUUUGGUUCCUAGAUUUUUAGGGAAACUUAAGGUUGGAGGCCAUCGCUAUUAAUUAGGUGGGAGGCCAUCGCUAGUAGGUUGGAGGCCAUUUUGGAGUCCAUUACUACUAGUAGGAAGAAGCUACUAGGUUGGAGGCCAUCGCUAGUAGGUUGGAGGCUAUUACUACUAGUAGGAAGAAGCUACUAGGAACAAAGGCUUCUAUUUCUUGAUUGUAGAAUCAUUGAGCCUCGAGCCUCGUUUCAUACGUCGAGCUGCAAUCAGGCAUGGUUCAACACCGCCUAGAAACUCCAGCUUUCACUUGCCUCCGAUCGACAAAAGAGGCCUGGUACCAGAAGAACUUGCUUGAGUCGAUCCAACGCGGGCUCAAAGACAAUGGAUGCUACAAAAGCAACGAGGACGUGUUCAAAGCAACAAUUUCUGAAAGACAUCUUUUCAAAGACAUGACCUCGCCACUGGGGUUAAGAUAGCCACACAAGGCCUGGUUGAACCAAGAGUGGCUGACGUUUGGUCUUUUGCAGUGCAAGAGUUUCACAAAUCACACUUUGUCCUAAAUGCGGCUGCGGUCAAAAGGAAAAG
This is a messenger RNA of Durusdinium trenchii, 1194 nucleotides long. The record is from the annotation of a GenBank genome assembly. Lineage: Eukaryota; Dinophyceae; Suessiales; Symbiodiniaceae.